GGGCGGGGCGAGGCGCGGGGCGGGGCCGGCGACAGUGAGAGCCAGGAGCCAGGCGGCCUUCUCCGCCGCCAUGGCCACCGUGGACCUGGAGAAACUGCGGAUGUCGGGGGCCGGCAAGGCCAUUGGCGUGCUGACCAGCGGCGGCGACGCGCAAGGUAUGAAUGCUGCUGUCAGAGCUGUGACGCGCAUGGGCAUUUACGUGGGAGCCAAGGUCUUCCUCAUCUAUGAGGGCUACGAGGGUCUCGUGGAAGGAGGUGAGAACAUCAAACAGGCCGACUGGCUCAGCGUCUCCAACAUCAUCCAGCUGGGUGGCACCGUCAUUGGCAGCGCCCGCUGCCAGGCCUUCACCACACGGGCGGGACGCCUGGCGGCGGCCUACAACCUGAUCCAGCACAGAAUCACCAACCUGUGUGUCAUUGGCGGGGAUGGCAGCCUCACGGGUGCCAACAUCUUCCGCAGCGAGUGGGGCAGCCUGCUGGAGGAGCUGGUGGGGGCAGGCAAGAUCUCGGAGGGCACAGCUCAGACGUACUCGCACCUGAACAUCGCUGGGCUGGUGGGCUCCAUCGACAACGAUUUCUGUGGCACGGACAUGACCAUCGGCACAGACUCGGCCCUCCACCGCAUCAUGGAGGUCAUCGACGCCAUCACCACCACUGCCCAGAGCCACCAGAGGACCUUCGUGCUGGAGGUGAUGGGGCGGCACUGUGGGUAUCUGGCCCUGGUGUCUGCCCUGGCGUCGGGGGCCGACUGGCUGUUCAUCCCCGAGGCACCGCCUGAGGAUGGCUGGGAGAACUUCAUGUGUGAGAGGCUCAGUGAGACUCGGAGCCGCGGAUCCCGCCUGAACAUCAUUAUCAUCGCCGAGGGCGCCAUAGACCGCAACGGGACGCCCAUCUCCUCCCGCUAUGUGAAGGACCUGGUGGUCCAGAGGCUGGGCUUUGACACACGUGUGACUGUGCUGGGCCACGUGCAGAGGGGAGGGACCCCCUCGGCAUUCGACCGCAUCCUGAGCAGCAAGAUGGGCAUGGAGGCCGUGAUGGCGCUUCUGGAGGCUAUGCCUGACACGCCGGCCUGCGUGGUCAGCCUCUCAGGGAACCAGUCAGUGCGGCUCCCCCUUAUGGAGUGUGUGCAGGUGACAAAAGAGGUACAGAAGGCCAUGGAUGAGAAGAGGUUCGAGGAGGCCAUCCAGCUCCGUGGCAGGAGCUUUGAGAACAACUGGAAUAUUUACAAGCUGCUUGCACACCAGAAGCUCUCCAAAGAGAAGACUGGCUUCUCCCUCGCCAUCCUGAACGUGGGGGCCCCAGCGGCUGGCAUGAACGCUGCUGUGCGCUCGGCGGUGCGUAUUGGCAUUUCCCACGGCCACACGGUGUAUGUCGUGCACGAUGGCUUUGAAGGCCUGGCCAAGGGUCAGGUGCAGGAAGUGGGCUGGCAUGAUGUGGCAGGCUGGCUGGGACGUGGUGGCUCCAUGCUGGGGACCAAGAGGACGCUGCCCAAGGCCUACCUGGAGAAGAUUGUGGAGAAUGUGCGCACUUACAGCAUCCAUGCACUGCUGGUCAUCGGUGGCUUCGAGGCCUAUGAGGGGGUGCUGCAGCUGGUGGAGGCCCGGGGGCACUAUGAGGAGCUCUGUAUCGUCAUGGGUGUCAUCCCCGCCACCAUUAGCAACAACGUGCCGGGCACCGACUUCAGCCUGGGCUCGGACACCGCCGUGAAUGCCGCCAUGGAGAGCUGUGACCGCAUCAAGCAGUCAGCCUCGGGGACCAAGCGCCGUGUGUUCAUCGUGGAGACCAUGGGAGGUUACUGUGGCUACCUGGCCACUGUGACGGGCAUUGCUGUGGGGGCUGAUGCAGCCUAUGUCUUUGAGGACCCCUUCAACAUUCAAGAUUUGAAGGCCAAUGUGGAGCACAUGACAGAGAAGAUGAAGACGGAUAUCCAGAGAGGCCUGGUGCUUCGGAAUGAGAAGUGCCAUGAGCACUACACCACAGACUUCCUUUAUAACCUGUACUCCUCUGAGGGGAAGGGCAUUUUCGACUGCAGGACCAACGUCCUGGGCCACCUGCAGCAGGGCGGGGCUCCAACCCCCUUUGACCGCAACUACGGGACCAAGCUGGGGGUGAAGGCCAUGCUCUGGAUGUCAGAGAAGCUGCAGGCAGUCUACCGCAACGGGCGGGUGUUCGCCAACGGCCCCGACUCAGCCUGUGUGAUUGGCCUGCGGAAGAAGGUGGUGGCCUUCAGUCCUGUCACUGAGCUCAAGAAGGACACUGACUUUGAGCCAGUGUCCCCAGCUGGGUGGGCUGCCCGCACAGCUGCCCGACCUCCGCCCCGGCCCGCCUGCAGGCACCGCAUGCCCCGGGAGCAGUGGUGGCUGAAGCUGCGGCUCAUGCUGAAGAUGCUGGCGCACUACCUCAUCAGCAUGGAUGACUACGUGUCCGGGGAGCUGGAGCACGUCACACGCCGCACGCUCAGCAUUGACAAGGGCUUCUGAAGCCGCCCGCCCCUUUCCCGCUGGGACGAGCACUGGGGCCUGCUCAGCCCAGCUCCUCCAGGAUGGCAUCCUGGUACCCACCUUCCACCCGGGGCACGGGGGGUGCCUGCGCUCGGACACUGCCCCCCUCUGCCUCAGCACCCGUGUGGCCCUCCCCACCGCUCCCUCGGGGGACCUGGACCAAGGGGGUUCAGUGCCCCUGGGCUGUCCCUGUGGCCCUGCUCCUGUGUGUGCACUGGCUCCCAGGGCUGAGCAGACCUUGUCACCUUCUCAAGAAGUAAAAUCACUCAAACUGC
Molecule: messenger RNA, 2775 nt
Organism: Manis pentadactyla (Chinese pangolin)
Lineage: Eukaryota; Metazoa; Chordata; Mammalia; Pholidota; Manidae
Gene: PFKL
Product: phosphofructokinase, liver type
Exons: 22
Coding region: 71-2479 (802 amino acids)
Biological process (GO): canonical glycolysis; fructose 6-phosphate metabolic process; fructose 1,6-bisphosphate metabolic process
Cellular component (GO): cytoplasm; 6-phosphofructokinase complex; membrane
Molecular function (GO): fructose-6-phosphate binding; AMP binding; 6-phosphofructokinase activity
Source: RefSeq, a predicted model, not a curated record